Poecilia reticulata (guppy) is the source of this 2860-nucleotide messenger RNA. Lineage: Eukaryota; Metazoa; Chordata; Actinopteri; Cyprinodontiformes; Poeciliidae. The record is from RefSeq and is a predicted model, not a curated record.
CAUCUUUAAGUACCGGCGGCCCAUGGACGUUUACGAGACCGGGAUCGAGUACGUCGUCGCCAAAGGCCCCAUCGACCAGGCCAUAAACAUCCUGGUGUGGAACCAGAACGGCCGGACGCCCUACAUCACCUACGAAUACACGGUCCUGCGGGACUCCCUGCCCCCCGUCCCGCCGCCGCCGGUCUACACCGGGUCGGAGACGUCGGCCGCCGAGGUGUCUGUGGAGGAGGACGGCCUCGCGUCGCCCAACGGCAGCGUCUACGACCAGAAGGUUCCUGGGGGGCCGCUGGAGGCGGGCGGGGCCGACGGGCCGAAGGGCCAGGAGACCAACGAGGUGUUUGAGGAGACGACGGCCAUCGACUGCGACGAGGACGACGCCGGGCUGCCGAAACGCACAGGAAACAGCAGCCAAACUCACGGCACCGCCAAGCCUCCCCCUGAUGAUGCCGCCCUGGACUCGGGGCCGGACUCCACCAACCUGAUCUGGCGGGUUCUGCUGGACGGACGGAUGGGUCCGGACGAGCUGCUGAUCAACAUCUCCACCAACCAGCUGCUGACGGAGGGCGACGCCCUGUUCCCCCCCGAGGCGGGCCUGAGCGACCCGGAGCGGCCGGCCGGCCCGCUGGACCUGAACGACACGCUGGAGUUCGCUCUGGGCCACAAAGGCAACGACAGCGGGGACAACCAGAACCGCACGGCCCAGACCGGCGCCGGACGCUCCAACAGAACCAGGGGGAAUCAGAGGUUCUUCCAGAAGAAUCUGAAGCUGAGCGCUGCAGACAUGUACCGCUGGAAACUUUCCUCCCAGGAGCCGUGCAGCAUGACCUGCUCCAUAGGCGUGUCCAAGUCCUUCGUCACGUGCGUUCGCUACGACGGCGUGGAGGUCCACGACAUGUACUGUGACGCUCUGACCAGGCCAGAACCGGUCCACGACUUCUGCAUCGGCAGAGAGUGUCAGCCGAGGUGGGAGGCCAGCAGCUGGAGCGAGUGCUCCCGGACCUGCGGCGAGGGCUUCCAGUUCCGGCAGGUCCGCUGCUGGAAGAUGCUGUCCCCGGGCCUGGACAGCUCCGUCUACAGCGACCUCUGCACCAUGGCCGACCUGGAGCGCCCCCUGGAGAGGCGCGCCUGCAAGAGCCCCACCUGCGGCCCGCAGUGGGAGGUGGCGGAGUGGACGGAGUGCCCGGCUAAAUGCGGCCGGAAAGCUCAGGUGACGCGAGACGUCCGCUGCUCCGACGAGACCCGACCCUGCGACCCCAUGACCCAGCCGCCAAACGUGAAGAACUGCACGGGGCCGCCCUGCGAGCGCCACUGGACCGUGUCGGAGUGGGGCCCUUGCUCCGGGUCGUGUGGCCUCGGCCGGAUGGUCCGACAUGUUUACUGCAAGACCCCUGAGGGCCGCGUGGUUCCUGAACACCAGUGUUCCCCGGAGAACAAGCCUCUGGCCAUCCACCCCUGUGGAGAGAGGGACUGCGCUCCGCACUGGCUGAGCCAGGACUGGGAGCGGUGCAACACGACCUGCGGCCGCGGAGUGAAGCGGCGGAUCGUCCUGUGCGCCGGCGUCAGCGGAGGAAAGUUCCAGAUGUUUGAUGAAGAGGCGUGUGGAGGCGGCGAGAAGCCGGAGGACGAAGCCACCUGCUUCGAGAGGCCGUGCUUCAAAUGGUACACCACGCCCUGGUCCGAGUGCACAAAGACAUGCGGCGUUGGCGUGAGGAUGCGGGACGUGAAGUGCUACCAGGGCAGGGAGCUGGUCCGGGGCUGCGACCCGCUCACCAAGCCGGUGGCCAAGCAGACGUGCACCCUGCAGGCCUGCCCGACCGAGCCUCCAGAUGAGAGCUGUCAGGACCGGCCCUCCACCAACUGCCUGCUGGCUCUGAAGGUGAACCUGUGCAGCCACUGGUACUACAGCAAGGCCUGCUGCCACUCCUGCCGAGCCGUUCGGCCGUGACGGACCGGGACGCCGCAACUGUAGCGUCGCUCCAGCUCCCAUCAGAAAAACACAAAUAAUCUCGGAUGUUUCCCUCAUAUGGUCAAAUUUCUAUUGACCUGUUCAGCUUUUUAAAGUCAUCAGUGAUUAGCUUAGAUAAAUGUAAAGAUGUAGAAUAUGGAGGGCCGUUUGUAAAGUUACAGUCAAAAAUUAGCAGAAAUAAUUUGGGUUAUUUAGCCUGUAAUAAUAGAAAACAAUGGGGAUAAAUUUUACAGACAUAUUUUCACCUGUUUUUUAUUAAUUUAUAAAUGUCACAGAUUCAAGCUACAUAGUUAGCUUGCAAACUAAAUAUUUAACUCCAAACUAAAUAUUUAGUUUGAUGCUAACUAUUCAGCUUGCUAGCUACAUAAUUAGUUUGGAGCUAAAUAUUUACCUUACUAAUUACAUAUUUAAUCUAGUUAAAUCUUUUGCUUUUGGAGCAAAAGAUUUAGUUAUUUCACACUAACUAUUUAACUUGCUGUCUAAAUAUUUUAUUUAGCAAACUACUUAGCUUGUUUCCUAAAUAUUUAGUUUGAGGCUAAACAUUUAGCUUGCUAGCUAAAUAUUUAGUUUGGAGCCAAAUAUUUAUUUGCCAAGUUAAAUAUUAAGCUUAAUCGUUAGCUUAAUAACGAUUAAGCUAACGAUUUAGAAAUAAGUGAAUAACAGUUAAAAUAUGAAAAACUGACUGGAUAACUUUACAAACAGCACUCAGUAGUAGUGAUCAUGUUUCAUCCUUUUGUUUUUAACCUUAAAUUGAAAGUCAUCGCCCCCUGCUGGCCUGGGAUGCUUACUUCAGCCCAGUUUAGAUUCUUUUCCAGAUUCUUGAGAUAUUUUGUUCGGAUCAUAUCCGGGACAGUCCAAUCGAGGCCUUAUGUUUUUAAAGCAGCUACUGUGAAU